Messenger RNA from Trichoderma reesei QM6a, 5217 nucleotides. RefSeq names its product glycosyltransferase family 41. Lineage: Eukaryota; Fungi; Ascomycota; Sordariomycetes; Hypocreales; Hypocreaceae. Bases 1 to 5217 code for a protein of 1738 amino acids. Gene Ontology annotation, molecular function: glycosyltransferase activity; protein binding. Gene Ontology annotation, biological process: protein O-linked glycosylation. The transcript is spliced from 11 exons. The record is from RefSeq and is a predicted model, not a curated record.
AUGCUUUCUCCCCUGCGCUCGCGGCUUGUGAAAGCCACAUUCCUGGGCACAUGUCGCCAAGUGCGAUUGGCCUCUUCAGCGAGAUAUCCCCAGGCCGUCUCGCCUCUAGCCUUUGACCUCCAUUCGCCUUCCCACCCGAGUAAAGAUGAGAAGACGGCUCCCAUCAUCUUCCUGCAUGGUCUCUUUGGGUCCAAGAAGAACAACAGGGCAAUCAGCAAAGCCCUGGCCCGAGACUUGAAGACUCAUGUAUACACGGUGGAUCUGAGAAACCACGGAGAAUCUCCCCACGAUCCCCGCCACGACUAUGUCGCCAUGACCGAGGACCUGUUGGCCUUCAUUGACCAGCAUGGUCUCAAAGAACCUACUCUGAUAGGCCAUUCCAUGGGCGCCAAGACGGCCAUGUCGGCAGCCCUGCGCUCGCCAGAGACGGUGGCCAAGGUCGUUGCGGUUGACAACGCACCUGUCGAUGUCACGCUGAGCAGGACGUUUGCUUCCUACGUCCGGGGCAUGAAGAAGAUUGAAGAGGCCAAAGUCACUCGCCAGUCCGAGGCCGACGCCAUCCUGCGAGACUACGAAGAGUCGCUCCCGAUCCGCCAGUUUCUGCUCGGAAACCUGUAUCGCUCACCUGAAGACGGCAUCCAGAGGUUUCGCGUCCCCUUGGACAUACUCGGUCGAUCACUCGACCACCUCGGAGACUUUCCCUACAAGAACCCAGGCGAGGCACGCUACACAAAGCCCGCCCUCUUUGUUCGAGGCACCCAGAGCAAAUACGUGCCGGACGACGUGCUGCCCAUCAUUGGCCAGUUCUUCCCGCGCUUUCAAUUGGUGGACAUCGAUGCCGGCCACUGGCUAAUAUCGGAGCAGCCUGAGGCCUUCAGACAAGAAUUCUACUACCUUCUACACUAUACCAAGCUGUAUCCAGGUAGAGAUACAGUACGGCGCACAAACCCGGACCCGGUACCUCGAGAAGCGGCAUUAGACUGGCCGACGGGAGGAGCCCGCGCUCGCCUUUGUCCUCGCCAUCGCCAUCGCCCUCGCCCUCGCCCUCCAAACCCUCGCCCGCCAUCGAACCCGCCGCUACCAUCCGUCGUGGGCAUGUUGCCCCUAGUCCAGACGCACCCGCGCGUGGUGCCUGUUCCCCUCGACUUCGAGUCUUUUGGAGCGCCGGCUGCCAGGCCCGAAGCUGACAGACGAGCCGUCGCGUCGCCCUACCAUCGCGGCGUCUCUCACUCAUACGGCGGCCCCGUCAGCGCUGCUCCCGCCGGCCAAGGCUCGCGAGACCACGACUACCAUCUGCGCCGCAAGACGCCUCGGGGCACCAUCGACGCCGGCUACGAUGGGUCGCCGACGCAGCUGUCGCCCGGCCCGCCACCGCUCAAGCAGCUGAUCCUUCCGACGCCCUCUGGCAUCUAUCCCUACGUUCCUCCAAACAACCUGCCCUUUCACGCCAAGCCUCGUCUCUCGAACACCGACCCGAUAAGCCUGGGACAAGCUCCUGCGGUCUCGCCGUGGUCCCUCAGCUAUGGGGGGCAGAACUUCGUUCUCUCCAGCGGAUCCCCCAUGGUCCCCCAGCCGGGACCAUCAUGGCAACCCUAUGGAUACCCCAUGUUCAGCCAGGUUCCAGGCAUGCAUCAGCCGCUUAUGAGGGCGGCAGAGUACAAUGUGCGUGCCUUUUGUCCGCCCCCGGCCUCCGCCCCUGAUGCCGCGACAUUCAAUCAGUUUGGCUGGCAGCUGGGCGCUUCGCAGCAGAAUCUCGGCUACUUCGAUCAGUCCCAAUACCCUGAACCGAGGUCUAUGCUGCUUCCUGCCAGCUUCUCACACCAUACGUCAGAUGUCCAACUCCCAUACAGGCCCGUUCCGGAUUUCAAGGCCGGCCUCGAAGUAACUUCAUUUCCCUCACAACCAUUGGUGCAGGGGAGCUAUCUGGGCCAGAGCUCGCUUGUGGAGGAUGUUCCCGCCGGCGAACAAUAUGCCGUCCAAGCGAGUUUUACGGAAAAGGUCUACUCAAAGGCCCAGGACCAUUAUGUUGAACUGCUGGCCUACCUGCAAACGGCUAGGAGGCUUGAUCAGAUGAGUACUGGCGGCAAUUCCAGCUCAAGCCAUGUCGAGGCCAUCACGAAUUUAGCCGCUACGCUCUAUUGCCUGAACCGCCAGGAGGAAGCUGAGCAGCAUUGGCUGAGAGCCAUUAAGCUGCGCCCCGACCAUCUAGAGGCCACGGAACAGCUCGUCGGGCUGCUGUACAAGAAACGGAGCCGGGAGGCGAUCGACAUCAUUUGCUUCGUGCAACAAGCGUUGAGUUUGAAGAGAGGAAGUCCAAACCGGACGAGCUACCCUGCCUCCAGCGAUGACUGUCUUCCUAGCCAACAGCCAUCGAAAUUUGCAGCGCCCUUUAGCUAUCAUUACGAGACCGCCUCUACGACGAGUGGCCAUAGCUCCAGGCGCUCUGAUUUCGGGUCCAGCGGAUAUGCGCUCCCCAACAGUGAAAACGGCCGGAUUUUGGCACUGGUUCACGCCAAAGGCACAAUACUAUAUGGUCUGAAGGAUAUCGAGAGGGCUUCGGAGGCGUUCGAAGAAGCUGUGCUGAUAAGUGUUGGGGAGCGCAUACGAAGCGUCCAAGACUUGGUUAACCGGAUCCAUGCUGUCCUCGCGCCGGCAGGGUCACACUCGACUGGCAGUGACCGUAGACCGGUUUCUCGGCGGCCCCUCUUGCUCCCCCCUGAGAAGGCUCGCCAAACUGCCCAUCUUGUAUUUGCUGCUGAUGGCGGAGGUAGCGAACUGCCCGGGCUGGCGUUCGUUCCCGAAGGCGCAGCAAGGCGGGUCGCCGUGCAAACGACGAGCAAUGCUCUGCUCUCCCUAGCCAAGAUUUUCCAGGACGCAAUGUCUGGCGGGAGCACUGUGCCCAGUCUGCUGAGGCAGCCCACGGGUAUUGGCGACAUCCUGGCGUUGUACUAUCUUUCGCUUUCCCUCCAAGAGAGUCCCUCUACAGCAAACAAUAUCGGCAUCCUCCUUGCGGGCGUGCAGCAGACGGCACCAAGCAAUGUCACGACGCCAGGAACGGUCCCUCCUCGGCCCAGUCUCCCCGGCGUCGUACCUGGCAGCGGCCUUGCUCUCGCCUUGGCCUACUAUAACUACGGGCUGCGUCUCGAUCCGAGACAUGUUCACCUGCACACCAAUCUUGGCAGCCUUCUCAAGGACGUUGGCCAGCUGGACCUCGCAAUCCAGAUGUACGAGCGGGCGGUGUCAUGCGACAGGACGUUUGAUAUCGCUCUGACCAACCUAGCCAAUGCAGUCAAAGACAAGGGUCGCAUCAAGGAUGCCAUUGCCUAUUACAGGCGAGCGGUGGACUCGAACCCCGAUUUCGCCGAAGCCGUCUGCGGGCUCUUGACGGCCCUCAACUCCGUAUGCGAUUGGCGUGGCAGAGGUGGAGCGCUGCUGGAAUCGGGCAAAUAUGACCGAUGGCACGUUGACGAUGAGGGUACCCUGGUCGACGUGCGGACGGCCAUGCAUGGCAGCGGCCUCACCCAGCGAGUGAUUGGCAUUAUAAGUCAGCAGCUGGACGACGCAUCGCAAUGGGGCCGCGGCAUACUGCAACAGCCGACCAUCCACGGGCUGGUGGAACAGCUCCAGGAAUUCUGCCACAACCCCAAGUUUGACCUGGAAAACGCCAUCCGUGCCUGGGCUCAUAAAUCGUGGGAAGGCUCCCGCUUGGUUCGCCUCGUGGAACGGGCGACAAGGGUCAUCUUGUGGAAAUGGUAUCAUGAUCGGCAUGUCGCCCAAAGGAAGGCGACGCCCUCGCAGUAUUAUCGGCCUCAGCUGCCCUCUUCUCUCACCAUACCAUCUGCGCCAACUGUGCUUCCCUUCCACACCUUCACGUACCCGCUAUCUGCCAAGGACAUACGGUCCAUCUCCCAGCGCAAUGCAAUGCGGAUAUCGUGCUCGACGCUUCGGGCCCCUUGGCUGCCGCCCACGGUGUAUCCGCCACCACCUCCGCCAAACCCUUAUCUGAACGUUGGAUACGUGUCGUCAGACUUCAACAACCACCCGCUAGCUCACCUGAUGCAGUCGGUAUUUGGAUUCCACAACCCUCAACGUGCCCGGGCCUUCUGCUAUGCCACCACUCCCAGUGACAAGUCCAUACAUCGGCAACAGAUCGAAAGAGAGGCGCCUGUGUUUCGUGAUGUCAGUUCCUGGCCGGCAGAGAAGUUAAUUGAACAGAUUGUCCGCGAUGAGAUUCACAUACUAGUUAAUCUCAAUGGCUACACCAGAGGUGCUCGGAACGAAAUAUUCGCUGCUCGCCCGGCCCCUAUCCAGAUGUCCUUUAUGGGAUUCGCCGGGACGCUUGGUGCGGAGUGGUGCGACUACCUCCUCGCCGACACAACGGCCGUCCCCCCGAGCACUUUGCGCCCUUGGAGGAACAACACCACCAUAGAAGACGUGUUUCAGGACAUGACCGAGGGGGAUGAGCGCCAGUGGAUGUACUCGGAGAACAUCAUAUUCUGCCGAGACACGUUCUUCUGCUGUGAUCACGCGCAGUCGUGCGAUGAUAAUGAACGCGACAUGACGUGGGAGGAUGAAGAGAGGCGUCGCUGGAAGAUGCGCAAGGAACUAUUUCCGACAAUCGCAGACGAUGCCAUCAUCCUGGCCAACUUUAAUCAACUCUACAAGGCAAGAGAGACCAAUUUGCGACAAACGGCCGAGGCCUGGGCCGGGGCAGAGGUGGCCAGUCGGCUCGUCUUCACUGACGUUGCGCCAAAGAACCAGCACAUCAACAGGGCUAGAGUAUGCGAUCUGUUCCUCGAUACUGCGGAGUGCAACGCGCACACCACUGCCGCCGAUGUCCUGUGGUCGAGCACUCCUCUCCUCACCUUGCCUCGGUAUUCGUACAAGAUGUGCUCCCGGAUGGCGGCGUCCAUCCUGCGAGGCGCGCUGCCCAAGUCGGCAGAGGGUCAACAGGCAGCACUGGAACUGAUCGCGGAUGGCGAGACGGAAUACGAGGAUCAAGCCGCAGAACUAGCCGGGGGGCUCACUUACGUGAUGACGGAUGAGGGAUACGGUCGGGGCAAGGGGCGUCUAGCAGAGCUACGAAAACUGCUUUGGGAUAGCAGAUGGAGCUGCGGACUCUUCAACACACGGCGGUGGGUAAACGAUCUGGAAAGGGCUUACGAGGAGGCAUGGCGACGGUGGGUUGCGGGCAAGGGCGGUGACAUAUAUCUGUGA